Messenger RNA from Dibothriocephalus latus, 861 nucleotides. The record is from the annotation of a GenBank genome assembly. Lineage: Eukaryota; Metazoa; Platyhelminthes; Cestoda; Diphyllobothriidea; Diphyllobothriidae.
ACUGUGGGCUCGUCCACUGGAGGCAAACAGAAGAGCACUCCUGAAGCACUAAGCAAACAGCUUUUCUCGAGACCCUUACCCUCACCCGUUAGCAAGUCCACUGCCACUACUGCCCAGACUGAGGAAUUUGUCUGCGUCGAGGGCUACUGGAUCCCCAAGGGACCGCUGGCGGCCCGUGCAGUGGCGGCAAACUGUGUUUCUGACAAAGACUACGUCCUUACGGCCUCGUUUGAAGAGUAUGGCAUGGCAGUAGUCUCACAGCUCCUGCUUUCUGCUCUCGCCAUUGCGCACCACGGAGAUGCCCUGAGUUGCCUUUUUGGGGACUUUCACCCGUUUGGAAGUCUUCCGGUUCUGCUUCAAGGAGAAACCUCGGUAGGGAAGACCUCACUCAUCACCUACCUGGCCGAGCGUAUAGGUCAGGUGUGUCACCGAAUCAACAACCACGAACACACCGACCUACAGACCUACUUGGGCGCCUACACUGCUUCAUCCGUCUCGGAAAACGCCAUGUCUAGUCGUGACGACAUUCAGUCGGCCAGACCUCUUGUCUUCCAGGAGGGUAUAUUUGUCCAGGCCAUGAGGAAGGGCCAUUGGAUCAUCCUGGAUGAACUCAAUCUGGCACCCACGGAGAUCCUGGAAGCACUCAAUCGGGUUUUGGAUGAGAAUCGGGAGCUCUUUAUUACCGAAACACAGGAGAUGGUGCGUGCUCAUCCUCACUUCCGCGUGUUUGCUACUCAGAAUCCUCCGGGUCUUUAUGCUGGCCGCAAGGAGCUUGAAAUUAUUCUGGAGCAUCGUUCGGCGCUGCCACCCAGCCGAGCAAAAAAACUCGUCGCGGUGAUGCACCAAUUGCAGGUAAGUUAG